AUGGCUACAAAUAGGAAUGGGAUGUUGCUUCGUACAAAUAGAUUCAUGAAUGGACUUUCAUGGACGAAUAGGUAUUUCUCUACAUCCACAUCUGGAUGUUCAGCCGAACCUGCAGCUAGCGCUCUUCCCUCAAAGCCGCUUGAUAUGUAUAUGCUACGCAUUCCGUCAUUUGCAACCCCCUUUGAAGCAGUCUAUUCCAACAUUUGUGCAAUGAAACAUCGAUUAUCCCUAUGGACGAAUCUCAGAAUGCGCAGGCAGUUAGAAAUCGACUCGAGUGAGCUUUAUUCCAUUGGAAGCAAUGAGAUGAAAUGGCAGCGAGCACAAGAGGCGCAGCUAUGUUUUCAGCGCCACAUUGCUGUCGUACAAGGGGUCCCUAAUGCAGCUCUUGGGGUCAACAGAGUGGUAACUCUCUCCUUCAAUCCAGAUAACUUAUUUCCUGAAAAUCGGAAUGCUGUCCACGCUGUCCGGCUGCUUUGUGGUCAUAGAUACAGCCCGUUUACAAAUAUGGUAACCAUCAAGGCAGAUCGAUUUCCGUUUCAGGAGCAAAAUAGAAAAUUCUUGAGAGACACGAUUUAUAGACUAAAGGAGGCGGCCAUGGUAUUUUUAUCGUCUUGCUAA
Messenger RNA from Mitosporidium daphniae, 618 nucleotides. RefSeq lists its product as uncharacterized. The coding region runs from base 1 to 618 and encodes 205 amino acids. Gene Ontology annotation, biological process: mitochondrial translation. The transcript has a single exon. The record is from RefSeq and is a predicted model, not a curated record. Gene Ontology annotation, cellular component: mitochondrial small ribosomal subunit. Gene Ontology annotation, molecular function: structural constituent of ribosome. NCBI's taxonomy places the organism in Eukaryota, Fungi, Microsporidia.